Messenger RNA from Arabidopsis lyrata subsp. lyrata, 825 nucleotides. RefSeq names its product CTP synthase 1. Gene Ontology annotation, molecular function: identical protein binding; CTP synthase activity. The coding region runs from base 172 to 471 and encodes 99 amino acids. Lineage: Eukaryota; Viridiplantae; Streptophyta; Magnoliopsida; Brassicales; Brassicaceae. Gene Ontology annotation, biological process: pyrimidine nucleobase biosynthetic process; CTP biosynthetic process. The record is from RefSeq and is a predicted model, not a curated record. The transcript has 5 exons.
UCAGUCUUAGAAUUCUCUGAUUUGAUUUAUUUCAUAACCUCUCCACUUGUCUAUUGAAAAGGAGACAUUUGUUUGCCAACAAUAUCGUCUCUGUUUUUUUUUUGUUGUUGUUUGCAGAGCGCAGAAUGCAUUCUGGUUCCUGGUGGUUUUGGAGAUCGUGGCGUGAGCGGAAUGGUUUUAGCAGCCAAAUACGCUAGAGAGAACAAAAUUCCUUAUCUUGGGAUCUGCUUGGGGAUGCAAAUUGCAGUAAUUGAGUUUGCCAGAUCUGUUUUGGGUUUGGAAAGAGCAAAUAGCACCGAGUUCGAUGCUCAGACAUCUGACCCUGUUGUUAUUUUUAUGCCAGAAGGCUCAAGAACACAUAUGGGAAGCACAAUGAGACUUGGAUCCCGAAGAACACAUUUACAGAACCGAGACUCUCUCACUUCAAAGCUCAAGUUGUUUUCUCUCCGGGCAUUUACCAGACAGCAAUGACGUGAAAAAGGUGUCUUUCUUUUGAUGAUGUUAGGUGAAUCCAGAAGUAGCUCAAGCACUUGAAGAAGCUGGUUUAAGAUUUGUGGGUAAAGAUGAUACAGGGAAACGAGUUGAGGUGAUUGAGUUUCAAGAUCAUCCAUUCUAUGUUGGAGUUCAGUUUCAUCCAGAAUUUAAGUCAAGACCUACUAGACCUUCUCCUCUGUUUUUAGGCAAGUCUUGAGAAACACUUUGUCUCAUAUGGUCAAAGAGCUGUCUUGAAGUUUGCUCAGUACACUGGUGCUAAUGCAAUUGCUGGAAGACAUACUCCUGGUACUUUCACUAACCAAAUGCAGACUUCUUUCAGUGAGCCUAGGU